Messenger RNA from Prunus armeniaca (apricot), 2430 nucleotides. The record is from the annotation of a GenBank genome assembly. NCBI's taxonomy places the organism in Eukaryota, Viridiplantae, Streptophyta, Magnoliopsida, Rosales, Rosaceae.
AUGCUGACUUCGAGAACUCAAAACACUUCUCUGAACUCAAUGUCUCCUAACUGGAAAUCCCUCUUCUUCCUCCUCCUUCUACAACUCUUCAAAUUAUGCUUCAGCAAAUCCCAGCCAUUCACAUCAUCAUCAUCAAAUUCAGACCUUCAAUUCCCAUGCAAGCCACCCCACUACAGCUCCUACCCUUUUUGCAACACCUCCCUCCCAAUCACAACCAGAGCUCAGUCCCUAAUUUCCCUCCUUACCCUCCGGGAAAAAAUCCAACAGCUCUCAAACAAUGCCUCUGCAAUUCCAAGACUUGGCAUCCCACCCUAUGAAUGGUGGUCUGAGUCACUCCAUGGCAUAGCCACCAAUGGCCCUGGUGUCUCCUUCAAUGGCACCAUCCCUUCAGCCACAAGCUUCCCACAAGUGAUUGUCACUGCAGCUGCUUUCAAUAGGACUCUCUGGUCCUUAAUUGGGUCUGCCAUAGCUGUUGAGGCUAGAUCAAUGUACAAUUUGGGGCAAGCUGGGCUGACAUUCUGGGCACCCAAUAUCAAUAUCUUCAGGGACCCAAGAUGGGGCAGAGGUCAAGAGACCCCUGGGGAGGACCCCAUGGUUGCUUCUGCUUAUGCAAUUGAGUUUGUGAACGGCUUCCAAGGUGGGAAUUGGGGAAUUAGACAUGAUGGGUUUGGAGAGAGGAGAGUUUUGGAAGGUCAUGAUGGUGGGAGUGAUGAUGGUCUAAUGCUCUCUGCUUGUUGCAAGCAUUUCACUGCUUAUGAUUUGGAGUUGUGGGGGAAUUUCAGUAGAUAUAGCUUCAAUGCUGUGGUUUCAGAACAAGAUUUGGAGGAUACGUAUCAGCCACCUUUUCGUAGUUGUAUACAACAAGGUAAAGCUAGCUGCUUAAUGUGUUCUUACAAUGCAGUAAAUGGGGUUCCUGCUUGUGCACAGAAGGAUCUCUUGGACAAAGCUCGGAAUGAGUGGGGCUUCAAAGGAUAUAUCACCUCAGACUGCGAUGCUGUGGCCACAGUCUAUGAGUAUCAGCAUUACACAAAAAGUUCUGAAGAUGCAGUUGCUGAUGUUCUUAAAGCAGGGAAGGUGCAAGAGGAAGACAUAGACAAGGCUCUUCUCAAUCUUUUCUCAGUUCAACUCCGCCUUGGGCUGUUUGAUGGAGAUCCCAGAAAUGGGCAAUUUGGUAGUUUGGGACCUAAGGACGUCUGUACAUCAGAGCACAAGACUUUGGCACUUGAGGCGACAAGGCAGGGAAUUGUGCUUCUUAAAAAUGAUAAGAAGUUUUUGCCUUUAGAAAAAGGUGUUGAUUUCUCCUUGGCUGUUAUUGGUCCAUUGGCAAACAAUGCAAGUUUGAUGGGUGGGGGUUACACAGAUCUUCAGUUAUUGAAGAUUCCUCAGGCUUUGAUACCUGGUAGAGUCAUCAUAGGGAUUCCCUGCAGCUCAAAGGGUCUCUUUGAGGGUCUUCAAGAGUACACCAAAAGAGCAUCGUAUGCAGCUGGUUGCCUUGAUGUACCAUGUAAGUCUCGUGCUGGGUUCCGAGAAGCAAUUCAUACUGUCAAGAUGGCUGAUUUUGUUGUUAUAGUUGUUGGUCUUGAUUUGACGCAAGAAAGAGAAGAUCAUGACCGAGUUAGUCUUCUCUUACCCGGGAAACAAAUGGCCCUUGUAUCUUCUGUGGCAGCUGCAAGUAAAGAACCAGUGAUUCUAGUUCUUACUGGUUGUGGACCACUUGAUGUAACAUUUGCCAAAGAAGACCCGCGAAUCGCAAGUAUUCUUUGGAUUGGGUACCCUGGGGAAUCUGGCGGGAGAGCACUAGCAGAAGUCCUCUUUGGAGAUUUCAAUCCGGGUGGAAGGCUACCUAUGACUUGGUAUCCUGAGUCAUUCACCAAUAUACCGAUGAAUGAUAUGAACAUGAGGGCCGAUCCUUCUCAAGGUUAUCCGGGAAGAACCUACCGAUUUUACACAGGGAGCAGGCUGUAUGGAUUUGGAGAUGGCUUAAGCUACAGUAAGUUCACUUACAACAUCGUAUCAGCGCCAAAAAAGUUAAGGUUAUCAAGACCUCUCAAGGUUGAUUCCAGCAGAAACAUACUACACCAAGCAGGAGAUACACUUGAUUAUUUACACAUUGAUGAGGUGACAUCUUGUGAUUCCUUGAGAUUUUUUGUUGAAAUCACUGUGACGAAUAUAGGAGACAUGGAUGGAGGCCAUACUGUGAUGUUGUUCUCCAGAAUGACAAAAGUUGUCAAGGGUGCUCCAAAACAACAGCUGAUUGGAUUUAACCGUGUGCAUACUGGUUCGUACAAAUCUACUGCAACAAGCAUUCUAGUUGAUCCUUGCACACAUUUUAGCUUUGCAAAUGAUUAUGGGGAAUGGAUAUUGCCACUGGGUGAUCAUAAGUUAAUGGUAGGAGAUAUAGAACACAUUGUCUCAAUUGAAAUCAAUUGA